This is a messenger RNA of Rhinichthys klamathensis goyatoka, 2196 nucleotides long. RefSeq names its product zinc finger protein 260-like. The record is from RefSeq and is a predicted model, not a curated record. The transcript has 4 exons. Lineage: Eukaryota; Metazoa; Chordata; Actinopteri; Cypriniformes; Leuciscidae. The coding region runs from base 1 to 2196 and encodes 731 amino acids. Gene Ontology annotation, molecular function: DNA-binding transcription factor activity; RNA polymerase II cis-regulatory region sequence-specific DNA binding. Gene Ontology annotation, biological process: regulation of transcription by RNA polymerase II.
AUGACGCCACGCGUCCUGUUCCGUGCUCCAGCACGGUUAGCGCUCACACUGCAUGCGAACCGCGCCCGAGUCCAACUGAACCGUGCUCUGGCCCACCUCUUCCAAGCGGGCCAGGGCCGGCUAAUCGAGCCGCGGCCGGGCACGGUUCGGAGCACUCACACUAGUCAAACGAACCGCGUUUUGGUGGUCAAACGCACUCGGGCACGGUUCAAACUGGCUAGUGUGAACCUGAUGGAAGAGAAUGAGGAGAGUGAAGUGGAGGAGGAACUUCAUGUCAAACCUGGAGAAAAACAGUUGAGUCGAUCAAAGACUAAAAAAACAUUUUUAAAGAAAACGAGCGUGAAGAAAUCUAUAACCUGCACUCAGUGUGGAAAGAGUUUUUCAAGGAAAUAUAAACUAAAGCUUCACAUGAAGAUCCACAGAGGAGAGAAGCCGUUCACUUGUGAUCAGUGUGGGAUGAGUUUCUCAAGGAAAUAUGGUCUAAAUAUGCACAUGAGGAUCCACACAGGAGAGAAGCCGUUCACUUGUGAUCAGUGUGGGAAGAGUUUUUCAAGGAAAUCUAGUCUAGAGAUUCACAUGAGGAUCCACACAGGAGAGAAGCCGUUCACAUGUGAUCAGUGCGGGAAGAGAUUCUCAAGGAAAGAAGGUCUUGAAAUUCACGUAAGAGUUCAUACUGGAGAGAAGCCGUUCAAGUGUGAUCAGUGUGAAAAGAGAUUCUCUACUAAACAAUAUUUUCAUGAUCACAUGAGAAUUCAUACUGGAGAGAAGCCGUACACAUGUGAUCAAUGUGGGAAGAGCUUCACACUAAAUAGAGGUCUUACGCUGCACAUGAGGAUCCACACUGGAGUGAAGCCGUAUGUAUGUGAAAAAUGUGGAAACUAUUUCACACAGAAACAAACUCUUGAUGCUCACAUGAAAGUUCAUACUGGAGAGAAGCCGUUUAAGUGUGAUCAAUGUGGGAAGAGUUUCACCCGAUUAAGAAACGUUAAAGAACACAUGAAGAUCCACAGAGGAGAGAAGCCCUUCACUUGUGAUCAGUGUGGGAUGAGUUUCUCAAAGAAAUGUGGUCUAAAAAUGCACAUGAGGAUCCACACAGGAGAGAAGCCGUUCACAUGUGAUCAGUGCGGGAAGAGAUUCUCAAAAAAACAAGGUCUUGAAAUUCAUGCAAGAGUUCAUACCAGAGAGAAGCCGUUCAAGUGUGAUCAGUGUGAAAAGAGAUUCCCUUACAAACAAUAUCUUCAUGUUCACAUGAGAAUUCAUACUGGAGAGAAGCCGUACACAUGUGAUCAAUGUGGGAAGAGCUUCACACAAAAAUCAGGUCUUACAGGGCACAUGGGGAUCCACACUGGAGCGAAGCCGUAUGUAUGCGAACAAUGUGGAAAAUAUUUCCCACACAAACAAAAUCUUGAUGCUCACAUGAAAGUUCAUACUGGAGAGAAGCUGUUUAAGUGUGAUCAAUGUGGGAAGAGUUUCACCCGAUCAAGGGUCCUUAAAGAACACAUGAUGAUCCACAGAGGUGAGAAGCCGUUCACUUGUGAUCAAUGUGGAAUGAGUUUCAGACGAGAAAAAAGUCGAGAGAUUCACAUGAGAGUUCACACAGGAGAGAGGCCGCAUGUAUGCGAUCAGUGUGGGAAGAGUUUUAUCCGACCAGGAAACCUUAAGAGUCACAUGAUGAUUCACACAGGAGAGAAGUCCUUCACAUGUAAUCAGUGUGAAAAGAGUUUCCUACACAAAGAAAAUCUUAAGCGACACAUGAGAAUCCACACUGGAGAGAAGCCGUUCACAUGUAAGCAAUGCGGCAAAACAUUUAUUAGGGCAUCAAUCCUGAAGGCACACCUGACAGUUCAUACGAAGGAGAGGCCACAUUCAUGUUCUGUUUGUGGUAAGAGUUUCUCACGGCGGCAAACUUUACAAAUACACCAGAGAAUUCACACUGGAGAAAAACCUUACAAGUGUUCACACUGUGACAAGAGAUUCUGUCAGUCAGCAAAUCUGAAAACACAUGAGAGGAUCCACAGCAGAGAGAAGCUGCACACGUGUGAUCAGUGCGGAAAGAGUUUCACUAUUAAAACUCUUCUGAAGUUACACAUGAAGAUCCAUGAGGUGGAGAAACCACAUCACCGCAGUCUGAGAUCACGAACUACCAGAAAGCAUCUGGAAGGAGAGGACAGAGAUAACGCCAGUGAUGCAGAAUGA